AUGGCGAGCGGCUCCCUACCCCUCACGAACUACACCACAGGGGAUCCGCUCUCGCUCGACCGGAUCCGCGCGAUCCUCGUCCGCCUCGAGGACACGAUCAUCUUCUCGCUCAUCGAGCGCGCGCAGUUCGCGCACAACCCGCGCGCAUACCGCCGCGGCGAGUUCCAAGAGCUCAAGGACAUCGGCUUCUCCGGCUCCUGGCUCGAGUGGUUCCUCAAGGAGACCGAGACCUUCCACGCGAAGGCAAGGAGGUACACGAGCCCAGACGAGUAUCCGUUCACGGACCCGGCGGAGCUCCCACCACCGAUCCUCAAGCCGCUCGCCUUCCCGCCGAUCCUGUACCCGAACACGGUGAACGUGAACCGGUCCAUCCUCUCCUUCUACACCCAGCAGAUCGUCCCGCGCAUCACCCGCGCCGCGACGCUCGCGCUCGCCGCGCAGAAGCGCGCGGCGGGCAUCUCUGGCGACGCCGAGUACGAGGACGACGGGAACUACGGGAGCGCCGCGUUCGUCGACCUCGAGGUCCUCCAGGCGAUCUCCAAGCGCGUUCACUACGGCAAGUUCGUGUCCGAGAGCAAGUUCCGAGACGACCCCGCCGCGUUCGUUCCGCACAUCCGCGCGCGCAACCGCGCCGCGCUUGACGGGCUCAUCACCAAGCCCGCCGUCGAGCGCGUGCUCCUCCAGCGCCUCCGCAAGAAGGCGGACCUCUACGCCCAAAACGUCGCGCUCGACGGCGAGCCGCUCAAGGACGACGGCGGCGACGGCGACGCGCGGCGCAAGAUCGACGUCGACGGCGUCGUGGAGCUCUACGAGCACUACAUCAUCCCGCUCACGAAGGAGGUCGAGGUCGACUACCUCCUCCAGCGGCUGGACGGCUUGUCGGACGAGGAGGUGGAGGCGCUCGUCGCGCAGGAGAAGCAGUAA
This is a messenger RNA of Epithele typhae, 924 nucleotides long. Its product is annotated as chorismate mutase. Gene Ontology annotation, biological process: chorismate metabolic process; aromatic amino acid biosynthetic process. The record is from RefSeq and is a predicted model, not a curated record. Gene Ontology annotation, molecular function: chorismate mutase activity. The transcript has 4 exons. Gene Ontology annotation, cellular component: cytoplasm. NCBI's taxonomy places the organism in Eukaryota, Fungi, Basidiomycota, Agaricomycetes, Polyporales, Epitheliaceae. Bases 1 to 924 code for a protein of 307 amino acids.